Messenger RNA from Paramuricea clavata, 4020 nucleotides. NCBI's taxonomy places the organism in Eukaryota, Metazoa, Cnidaria, Anthozoa, Malacalcyonacea, Plexauridae. The record is from the annotation of a GenBank genome assembly.
AUGGCAAAAGCCAUACCCGAUUUCGAACCAUUUAUAGUUUAUGGGAACGACACUUCAAGUUCUUCUAUUGCCACUCGCUGGAAAAAAUGGUUGCAACGUUUUAACAAUCUUAUGGUCGCUAUGGAUAUAUCGGCAAAGAAACGGAAACGUGCUUUACUUAUACACUUGGCUGGAUCACAAGUUUACGAUAUCUUUGACACAUUUACCGCCGAACAGAAAGGUUCUGAGGAUGAUUUUGACACCGCUGUGAAAUCACUUACAACUUAUUUCGAGCCUAAAAAGAAUACGGAGUAUGAAAUCUACAAAUUUCGCCAAGCUAGCCAACGCCAUGACGAAAAGCUCGAUUCUUACCACCCUCGCCUUCGACACCUUGCUUCCACGUGUGAAUUUGCAGACAUGGAUCGCGAAAUUAAAACACAAAUUGUCCAAACGUGCACGUCCCAACAGCUUCGACGAAAAGCCCUUCGUACUGAAAUGACUCUCCAACAACUUUUAGAUCAAGGCCGAGCCUACGAACUAUCACACCAACAAGCUCAGGAAAUGGAAAAUAACAACACAGAAUCAGUCAACCAGAUGAAAACUGCUGCAACACGAAAUUACUUUUCGAAGAACUUCAACUCACAACGUCAAGGACCAAGACAAGAAUCAACGAAACUAUGUUAUUUUUGCAGCAAACCCUAUCCUCAUCCUGGCGUAUGUCCAGCAAAAGGGAAAACGUGUCGACUUUGCGGGAAAUUGAAUCACUUUGCCGUCGCAUGCCGUUUAUCUCCACAAAAACAACAACAUCGCCACCAUGAAAGUGACAAACGUCAGACGGUUAAAUAUGUAAACGAAGAAAUCGCAAGUGACAAUACCAGUGAACACUCCGAGUCGGAUGAAUAUACGUUUAUGGUGCAAGAUACAGACGAAAAUACCAAACAUCCAAUGGUUAACUUACGAAUUCAAAACCUAGCCAAAGUUAAAUUCAUUAUUGACACUGGAGCGACAGUUAAUUUACUCGAAGAAAAGGAUUUUGAAGCCCUCAAACCGGAAAUAACAUUGCAACACAGUUCUAUCAACAUCUACCCCUACAAGUCCGAUAAACCCCUCCGUGUCCUUGGAAAGUUUACUGCUACUGUAGAAUCGCGGAAACGAAUUGAUGCUGCCGAGUUUUUUGUCGUUAGCAACAACGGUCGCCUUGGAGGUUCUUUGUUAUCCUACAAUACUGCAAAGCAUCUUGGUUUGAUUGCAAUUACUAACGCUGUGGACACUGCUAAGAACACAACUGUAUCCUGCAAUGUUGCAAUACCUGAGGAAUUAUUCAAUGGCGUUGGAAAAUUAAAAGAUCAUAAGGUGAAGCUACAUAUUGACGAAUCAAUUCCACCCGUUGCUCAAACCCAUCGGCGGAUACCAUUCCAUCUACGGAAACAGGUGGAGAAAAAGCUUGAAGAGAUGGAAAAGGAUGACAUCAUCGAGAAAACAGAAGGUCCAACGCCCUGGGUUUCUCCAAUCGUUGUUGUGCCGAAACCCAAAAGUCCAAACGAUGUUAGAAUUUGUGUGGAUAUGCGGGCUGUCAACAAGGCAAUCCAGCGAGAACGUCACAUAACCCCCACCAUAGAUGACGUCAUAGCAGAUCUAAAUGACGCUAAAGUAUUUUCAAAGCUUGUCCUCAAUCAAGGUUAUCACCAACUUGAACUCUCAGAAGAAUCACGCUAUAUUACCACGUUUAGCACCCAUGUCGGCCUGAGGAGAUAUAAGCGCCUUAAUUUCGGAGUAACCUCUGCAGCUGAAAUUUUCCAAAAUACUAUUCGAGAAACUCUUGAAGGUCUCAACGGCUGUAUUAACAUCAGUGAUGACAUCUUAGUCUAUGGAUCCAACCAAAAAGAACAUGACAACAACCUUAAAUCUGUAUUGGAACGUCUUCAGUCUCGUAACCUAACAUUAAAUAAGCUGAAGUGUGAAUUCAACAAAACCAGCGUUGAAUAUUUUGGAUAUGUAUUCUCAUCGCAGGGCAUUUCACCUGAUCCUCGCAAAGUGGAAGCUAUACGCAACUCCCAACCUCCAUCCAAUCCAAACGAAGUCCGAAGUUUUCUAGGUAUGGUCAACUUUUGUGCCCGAUUCAUCCCAAACCUUGCGACACUAGCUAAACCAUUACGAGACCUGACAAAACAGCAUGUCAAGUGGAAAUGGACCAGUACUGAACAACAUGCUAUGGACAGUAUCAAAUCCGUGUUAACCAGUGAAACAACAAUGGCUUAUUAUAAUCCCUCGCACAAAAUUGAAGUUCUUGUAGAUGCAAGUCCAGUUGGUCUUGGUGCUAUACUUGUCCAAUAUCCUACCACUAGAGAUCACAGUGCUUCGCCACGUAUUGUCAGUUAUGCCAGUCGGGUAUUAACUCCUGUAGAGACUCGCUAUUCACAAAUUGAGCGAGAAGCUCUGGCUAUUGUCUGGUCAUGUCAUAAAUUUCAUCUAUAUUUAUAUGGUACCCAAUUCUCUGUUAUUACUGAUCACAAGCCACUGGAACGUCUUUUCAACGACCCACAAAGCAAACCACCUGCUCGUAUUGAACGAUGGUUAUUAAAGGUACAACCAUAUCGUUUCAAUGUUCAGUAUCAACCUGGUUCUGACAAUCCAGCCGACUUUAUGUCCCGCCAUCCGUUGCCAUCAUCACCUACCAGCCAUGAGGAGAGAUGCGCUGAAGAAUAUGUUAAUUUCGUUUCAAUGCAUGCUGUUCCCAAGGCCCUUACGCUGGAAGAAAUCAAAGAAGCCACAAAAGCUGAUACCACAGUUCAAGCUGUCAUUCAAGCAAUUCAAACCAAACAGUGGCACAAUGCGAAACUCCAACCUCGUGUUGAUCGCAAGUCGGUAGAAUGUUUUUUUCACAUCCAAAACGAACUGUCAGUUAACAGUGAUCAAAGUCUCCUCCUACGUGGUACCCGUAUAGUCAUACCAAGUAAACUUCAAAACCAUGUGAUAGACCUCGCACACGAAGGCCAUCAAGGCAUAUCACGGACAAAACAACUCUUGCGUGAGAAGGUCUGGUUUCCGACCAUUGAUAAACAAGUGGAAGAAAAGGUUAGCUGCUGCUUAGCUUGCCAAGUCACAACAAACACAAGCAACAUUGAACCAUUACGUAUGCCUGAAGCUAGCAAGAAUCCAUGGGAAAGUGUAUCACUUGAUUUUUGCGGCCCGUUUCCCAGUGGUGAGUACUUACUUGUACUGAUUGAUGACUACUCACGAUACCCCGAAGUAGAUAUUAUUAGAACAAUAGCCCAUACAACUGUUAUUCCCUGUCUUGACAAAAUCUUUGCUACUCACGGAAUUCCCAGAACAGUUAAAUCGGACAAUGGCGCCCCAUUUAAUAGUACAGAAUUCAAACAGUUUGCUAAUUAUCUUGGUUUCCAACAUCAGCGUAUAACGCCCUAUUGGCCUCAGGCAAACGGAGAAGCCGAACGAUUUAUGAGAACAUUAAAGAAAACAGCUAGAACUGCCAAAGUUGAAGGCAGGUCUUGGAAACAAACCCUGUUUACCUUCCUCAGAAACUACCGAGCUACGCCCCAUAGUGUAACCCACCAGGCUCCUGCAACCUUGCUAUUCAAUCGUGCCAUAAAUGUCAAGUUACCCCAGUCACAAACUGUAGCACCAGCUGACCCAAACCAUCAACAAGCACUUGAUGCAUCGUGUAAGUCAAGACAAAAGAACAAGGUCCACUUUGACGAACGAAACAAAGCCAAAUCCUCUGAAUUCAAAGUCGGUGAUGCAGUCCUGCUGAGAAACUCAAAGAAAGGUAAAUUGCAGACCCCUUAUGAACAUCAGAAAUACCAAAUUGUUAAGAAGAAAGGAUCAAUGAUUACAGCGUCAAAUGACAAUCGCCAAGUCACUCGGAACUCGUCACAUUUUAAAAAGUUUAAAGAAAAGAAAGGUGAAACAGAUAACCCAGCAGAUAAAGAAGAACAGCCGAGCAAGCAGAACACCAAUGAACGCCCGAAAAGGAAAACAAAACCACCAGCCUACUUUGGCUAUAAACAGUCAGAUAAGUAA